AUGCUCCGCGAAGAAAUCCUGGUCGUCAUCGCGAUAUAUAUCCUCGCCUACAGCAUCGAAUACAUAUUUGCAUUAUUCGAUGCCGCGCGCGAGCCCCGACGCGUGAACCCUUCCAUCCCAGUUCCCAUCAUCGGCCAUUUCCUGGGAUUUCUUCGCCAUGGAUUCGGCUAUUAUAACCACAUGAGCCAAACCACGUGCGCAGAAAUCUAUACCGUGGGCGUCUUCAACUUCAAAGUCUACAUCACCAAUAGCCCGCGCAUCACGCAGCUCGCCCAAAAGGCCAAAACGCUAACAUUCACCCCACUCCUCAAAACGCAUAACAAGAUUCACGCACGUCUCAGUGAUCAGGCGGAUGCGCUCUUCCAUGAUGACCUCCUUGAGAAGUACGCCCACUCGACGAAGCAGACGCUUGCGCCGGGGCCAGCGCUGAACGAGCAGAACUUACGCAUGGGAAACCAGGCACUAGCUGAGCUAGGGAUUUUAUUGAAUAGAGGAGGUGAAGUUGGCCUGCUCGAAUGGGCGCAGCAUGCUGUCGUCCAGGCUACCGCUGCGGGACUUUAUGGCGUCGAGCACCCGCUUAAGGACCCGGAAGUUGAAAAGGCUAUGAUCUGGGACGAGCACCGACCAGGCCACAUGAUCGGCGUAGACAUCUGGGGCACAGGCUACAAAGCGCGCGCCAAAGUAUGGGACGCAUUCAAACAGUACUCCGCGAAAGGCAUGCCCGACGACGUCUCUCUCCUCGUGAGCGAACGCCAAAAGAUCCUAGUCGCAGGCGGCUUCAGCGCCGACGAAAUCGCCCGGAUCCAAGCGACGCUUUCGGACGCAGCGUACCCGAACACCGUACCGACGCUGUUCUGGACACUCUACGAGAUAUUUUCACGCCCCAUACUGCUUGAGGAUGUCCGCGCCGAGGUCUGGAAUAAGGCCGUCAAACCUGAAGGUGGGCGAUUCGUCCUCAAGGUUGCGCCCCUCAAGACAGCAUGCCAUGCCCUCCUCUCCGCGUACCAGGAAACCCAACGCAUGCGUCACUACCAGGUUGGCUUCCGGGCGAUUACGGAGGAUACCAUGCUGGAUGGGUAUCUCCUCAAGAAGGGCGGGUACCUACAAAUCCCCGCGCAGCCGACGCACCACAACACCGCUAUCUGGGGUGGGGAUGCAGACGAAUUCGAUCCCUACCGGUUCGUCCCGAACAGGGAUAAGGAAAAGAACGAAACGCAGAAAAUCCACCCCAGCGCUUUCCAGCCAUGGGGCAUGGCGCCGCAUAUGUGUCCAGGCCGGCAGUUCGCCUCGACGGAGAUCCUGAUCAUAACUGCGCUGCUAGUCUGCCGGGCGGAUUUGAAGCCCGUCAAGGGGAAAUGGGAGAAGAAUCCUGCGCUGAGGGGGAUGGAGAUUCCGUCGUUGCCGCGGCCAAAGAGGGAUGUUAGGGUUGUGGUCAGAGAACGGGAUGAUGGAAUGGGUGAGUGGGUGUUGGAUAUGGGGGAUAGUCUGACGAGGGUUACGCUGGCGAGUGGGUAG
This is a messenger RNA of Aspergillus mulundensis, 1515 nucleotides long. Its product is annotated as cytochrome P450. The record is from RefSeq and is a predicted model, not a curated record. Gene Ontology annotation, molecular function: oxidoreductase activity, acting on paired donors, with incorporation or reduction of molecular oxygen; heme binding; iron ion binding. The transcript is spliced from 3 exons. The coding region runs from base 1 to 1515 and encodes 504 amino acids. NCBI's taxonomy places the organism in Eukaryota, Fungi, Ascomycota, Eurotiomycetes, Eurotiales, Aspergillaceae.